AUGGCCACGAUGAGCGUAGAACAGUUCCGGCAGACGAACCGAGUGAACUUAGAAGGAACAUUUCUGACAGCCCGCGAAUGGCUGCGAGGCAUACAGUCCGCUAGAAACCCAGACACACUGCAGAAUAUGUCUUUGGUGGUCUUUGGAUCGGAAGCUGGCCUGAUGGGUGUUAAGAGUAAUGCAGACUACGCAUCGAGCAAAGCAGCCUUACAAGGCCUAGUCCUCAGUCUAGCUCCUGAUGCGGCCAGUAUACAUCCUCGAGCGCGUGUCAACUUGAUUGCUCCAGGCCCCGUGGAUACACCUCAAUUUCGAAAAGAGAUCGCAGAAGAUCCUUUGGAGGGAUGGACGGAGGUAGCAACAGUGGCGCAAGGCCGUCCUACACCAAUGUCGGCGGUAGCGUACUCAUGCUUGUUCCUAGCGAGCGAGCGAUAUAGCUCCUCCGUCACUGGGCAGUUCCAUCGUCUAGAUGGCGGCAAGUCAGGCAAACUCUUUCAUCUGCCUGCAAGAGGCAGCAUCCGAUAG
Cyphellophora europaea CBS 101466 is the source of this 522-nucleotide messenger RNA. RefSeq lists its product as uncharacterized. The transcript has a single exon. Gene Ontology annotation, molecular function: oxidoreductase activity. The record is from RefSeq and is a predicted model, not a curated record. Bases 1 to 522 code for a protein of 173 amino acids. Lineage: Eukaryota; Fungi; Ascomycota; Eurotiomycetes; Chaetothyriales; Cyphellophoraceae.